Molecule: messenger RNA, 1083 nt
Organism: Trichomonas vaginalis G3
Lineage: Eukaryota; Parabasalia; Trichomonadida; Trichomonadidae
Product: protein of unknown function (DUF3447)
Exons: 1
Molecular function (GO): protein binding
Source: RefSeq, a predicted model, not a curated record
AUGUCCGAACAAGACGUUCAUCCAAACAAAUACAGCGAACUGCGUAGUAUUUAUAAAUACUACAUUGAUUCAUAUAUUGUGUUGUAUCAGCUGAAAACGGAAAAAGAAGAAGAUUUAAACUCUAUUUACAAAAUUAUCAAAACAGAAUUGAUUGAUACAAAUAAAUAUUCCCCCAAAAGCAUGAUAAAAGACAUUUUAAAUAUCAUUCCGUAUAAUAAUCGCUAUGCAAAAUCAUAUUUAUCUCUUGCCAAACUUAUAUUUGAUGGAUAUCAUGUCAACGAGGUUAAAAAUGUUGUGGUACUUUCAAGAUUCAUGUUUUAUAAAGAAUAUAAAAUUGAAUUAUACAAAUCUGAUGACUUCAAAAAAUAUAAUUUGAAAAAUCUCGAUAUUCAUACAGAGAAUACAAUAUACAGAGCUAUUAUGUAUAAUGACUUAGAAAGAUUCAUUUCAUUCACAGAAAUAGAUGAAUUUAGUAAAUAUCAAAGACUUCAAAGCAAUUUAUAUCCAAGUUCAUCCUGGGGAUAUUCAUUACUUGAAUUAUGUUGUUAUCAUGGAGCUGUGGAUUGUUUCAAGUUAUUAAGAACAAAAUUUAAGUCAGAAAUAACUGAAGCAUGUCUCAGAUUUUCAUUUUUAGGAGGAAAUGCAGAGAUAAUGAGUGAAUGUUUGAAAUAUCAAAAACCAGAUUAUAAAUGCAUGGAAUAUGCAAUUAUUUCACACAAUAUUGAUUUUGUUACAUUCUUGAUGAAUGAGUACAAUAUCAAGAUUGUUUUAGAUUAUUGUGCAAAAUAUAAUAAUCUUGAAGCAUUUUUAGUUUAUUUCGAUCAAACUAAUGAUUUUAACAACUGCGUUUUUUAUUCACUGAUUUUUAAUAUUCCAUCCCUUUUGGAAUACUUCCUUUCACAUGGUGCAAAUAUCAAUGGAAAAGAAUAUGGAAAAACCGCUCUCCAUAUUGCAGCACGACAUAAUAGUAAAGAAACAGUUGAAUUUCUUAUUUCACAUGAUGCAAAUAUCAAUGAAAAAAAUAAAUAUGGACAAACUGCUCUUCAUAAAGCAGCAGAAAAUAAUAGUAAAGAAACAGCUGAA